Molecule: messenger RNA, 4122 nt
Organism: Phyllopteryx taeniolatus (common seadragon)
Lineage: Eukaryota; Metazoa; Chordata; Actinopteri; Syngnathiformes; Syngnathidae
Gene: retreg1
Product: reticulophagy regulator 1
Exons: 9
Coding region: 63-1328 (421 amino acids)
Biological process (GO): negative regulation of neuron apoptotic process; reticulophagy
Cellular component (GO): endoplasmic reticulum membrane
Source: RefSeq, a predicted model, not a curated record
CGCGGACCGAGUACAUAGACUGGAGGACGGGAGGAGUUCGGCUCCUUGGCGGCGGAGUUUUGAUGCUGGCGAACCGGGAAGCAGGAAGCUCAGCCGGCGGCGCGGAGGAGGCGCCGCCCGGCUUGUCCGCCCGGGAGGAGGCACCCCUCAGACGGCCUACUGGGGGUCUCCUGUCCCGCCUGGUGGACUGGAAGCUGCGAGCGAGCAGGACUUUUGCCUUGUUCGCUGCAGCCAACGCGACGAUCUGGUUGUUGGCCUGCAGUUGGUUGCAAGUGUACUGCUUGCUCGCGCUCCUGCUGGCUCUGAUGGUCGUCAUGGCAACCGUCAGGGAUGCAUUUGGCUCCAGAAGCAAAGGAGAUCGCGUGUGGUGCAAAAUGUUGGCAAGCUGUGAGAUAAUGGACCCGGACUCAGCCCAGGACUCAGGCUCAGAACUCCACCUGAGCAGCUCUCUGCACCUGUUCCUGCAGGAGACGUCAGCCUUCAAGCAGCAGAACCCCGGCAAGUUCUGCUUGCUGGUGUGUAGCUUCUGCACUUUCUUUGCUGUCGUGGGACGGUACAUUCCAGGGAUUAUCAUCUCCUACUUUCUUGUGUUGUCGGUCUUCCUAUGGCCUGUGCUUUCGUCUCCGGAGGCAUCCUUGUGGCUGAAGCCGGUUUUGCAGAAACUGGACUUUGGCGUGGCGGCGUUGCUGCGGAAGAUAAAAGAGGAUCACGAAAAAAGAAUCCUGAAGGCUCAGAUUGAGGAGUCCGUGGAGUCUGAUCUCUCCUCCAUGUUUCCCAAGUUGGACUCGGCGGCGUGCAAGGAGUUGUCGGUAUCGGACACGUCGGUGUCGGAGGUGACGUGGACAGACAACUUGAAUCUGUCGGAGGAGAACACGCCGCAGACGGAGAACUCUGAAGACCUGGACAGAGAGGAGGUGUUCUCUGGGGGUCUACAUGACUUUCCUUCUGUGGACAACGGGGCCACCACUAAUGGCGAUGACGACGACGACGACGACUUCGGCUUUCCUCAGCCUAUUGGGAGCCAGCGCGCCGCUCGGCUGCAGCCAGAGGCCCCGCACGGCGCCCUCGACCUGGUCCAGAACGCGGUCCGGGACGCCGUCGCUGUCGCCAUCCAGGAACGGAUGGAGGCGGCCGUGGGGUUCAGACUCCCCAAGGCGGCCGACGAGUCGGACAGCGAGGCCGAUGACUUUGAGCUCCUGGACCAGGCUGAGCUGGACCAGCUGGGGGCGGAACUGGACCUCCUGGGAGGGGCCGGAGUCAAGACCGCUGCAGAAGAACGCAAUGACAAAGCCCCCGGGUUCUUUGCUAAACUUCUGAGACGCCACUGAUGCACGGGACGGUGGGAGAGCCGUGACUUACGAGUUGAAUUCGUUCUGUGACCAAGCUCGUAACUCACUUAACUCGUACAAGGGUACGUUGACUUAUGAGUGCCACAACUUAUAGUUUUUCGUGUUACAAGCCGUUGCUUGGUCGUUUUUUUUUUGUUUUGUUAUUGUUUUGUGUUUCUUGCAAAAAAUUUACUUGGUGAGCUUUGGCAGCUAUGAGUGUUGUGAUAUUGUCUGUCUACGUGUUGCGCCUUCAUUUGUGUUCAAAAAGCUGUUGCUUAAAGAGUUAUAACACUGCAACAAUCGAUGUUAAUCAUAAGCACGUCUUUGGCGGUUUUUUAUUUUAUAUUUUUAUUAUGCGUUAGCAUGAAGCUAGCGGUGGCAUUUCUAAAGCAAAGUUGUUUAAUUGUUUGAAAUACACAACUUGUAAUUAAUUUUUUAAUGUUUAUUUUACAGUGAACUUCAACUGGAAGUGGAAACAAAACAACUUGAAGCCUCGUUUUUGAAGAGUUGUUCACUAUUUGUUAAACUGCUGCUUAUUGUGAAGUCAGUUUUGUUUGCUGCCACCAUACAGCACUCUUAUUGUAAUUUUGCGCUUGCAAGUCAAAGCAAAAAAACGUACUGAUGCACAGCUCGUAUCUUGAAAAACUCAGUAGCCGGGUCACUCAUAUCUCAAGGCACCACUGUACAGAUAUCUGCUGUGCUUUGUGCUCGCAUUUUGCCAAAUGUCUUUUUUCCAACCAUGGAUCCUCAGAAGGUGAGUCCUAAGAAGCUUGCGCGUAGCUCCAAUUUUUGCUUGUAGCACAAAGCAAAAAAGUCAGCCAAGUGUACCUCGUGGAAAAACUCCUAAGUUGGGGCACUCGUAAGUCAAGGAACCACUGUGUUAUUUUUUGGCCAAAUAAAUCACCAUUUUGAAGGAUUUCACAUUCUCAAAAUUUACCAAAUUUGGCAGGUGUGUUCUUCCUGGUGAAAAGUUGUUUGCUUGUGGUUGUGGGUGCGAACCCCCAAAAAUGUAUUCAGUAGCGCCCCCUGGAAUUUAAAAAAAUUGUAUCCCCCUAAACCAGUUUGACUUAGCGAGGUUCAAGAGUAGAUCCACAAAAAAGUCUCAUAAAAGUCAUGCCGGGAAGUCUGUUAUGUUGGUUUGAAGCGGACAUUUGUGUCUUUGCAUCAUGGCGGCGAAGUUUGAUGCCUCUUGGUUGUGCCUCCUGCAAUUUUUUGGAAAAAUCAAACCCCCGAAACUAGUUUGACUUAACAGCAUGAAAUUUGGUAGUCAGGUAUUUCAUCAGGAGACCCACAAUAAAAUGCAUAUCUGCCAUUUUAGGAUUGUAAAACAAAACACUAAGUCAACCACAACAAGUUUUUUUUUUAAAUUCAGCUCCCAAACCCAGUUUGACUUUGUGACGUGAAAUUUGGUGGAUGUGUUUAUCAGGAGUAGACUCUGAAAAAAAGUCUCAAGAAGCAAUGAUGGAGAAGGCACAGGAAGGCUGCCAUUUUGGUUCAAAGCAGCCAUUUUAAGGUCAUGUCAGCCAUUUCCAGGGGUCGCUAAAUUGUUUGAUGCCUCAUGGAAUUUUAAAAAAUUCAGCCCCCGAAGCCGGUAAAUUUGAUAGACGUGUUUAUCAAGAGUAGAAAAAAGACACCAGAAUUCUGCCAUUUUGGUUUGAAGCAGCCAUUUUAGGGUCAUAAAACAAAACAAUGUGAAGUCAACCACAACAAGUUUUUGAAAAUUCAGCCCCUGAAGCCAGUUUGUUUGACUUAGAAACAUUACAUUUAGUGGGCAUGUCUAUCAUGAGUAAACCCACAAAAAAGUAUCAUGAAUCCAUGCCGGAAAAGAUAAAGACAAAUUUUGGUUUGAAGGGGGCAUUUUAUGGUCAUCUUGGUAAUUUCCAGGGGUCGCUAAAUUGUUUGAUGCCUCUUGAAAUUAUGGGAAAAUUCAGCCCACAAAGCCAGUUUGACUUAGGAACAUGAAAUUUGGUAUUCAUCUCUAUCAUUAGUAGACCCACAAAAAAGUCUCAAACAACCAUGCCUAAAAGGACACGUGAAGUCUGCCGUUUCGCUUUGACCAGAUGAUAAUUCAGUCUGAAAGGUUGUUGUGUUCUUUGUUGCUAUGGUUAUAAUUGUUUGAAAGGAUUUAUUGGCCUUUCACUACAAUAUUAAGAAAUGUAACUAAUGUUUAUAGUGGAAUGUAUAUUGAAUGAAUGUGCAAACAAAAGGAAAACCCAGUAAAAAUGAUGGAUGUCAGUUGUAAUGUGACGAUGUGUAGUUGCAAAUUGCUUCAAUCUGAUUUGUUUCUCUUUUUUUUUUUAAGUUUUAUCCCGCUGGGUGGAUUUUUUUUUACUUUGUCCUUUCUAAACAUUUUAUAACAUUUUCAUUUAAGUUACAAUUGUUGUCUCGUGCUUCACUGAAAUGAACAAAUGAUGUAUCAAUGCUUAUCAAGUAUUUACGCACCUUAAUGAAUUAAAAAAACAAUGCACCUUGUCCAUGUUUUAUACUAAAAUCACAAUCUGUGUAAUUAUCUUGUGUGUGUGUGAUAAUCAUGUGGUUUUGUAUGACGGGAUGACAAAUAUUAAGUUCAACAGUGCCGAAAAAUCUGCUGCUUUAUGUCCAGUGACUGUUGACCCAAACUGAUCUAGCUUUACUUGACAAAAUGUUCUCAACAUAGUCAUAUAUGUUAUCAUACAAUUACGAUAAAUGUCCUCAGUUGCCUUCUGCUUGUCAGAUAUUUCUUGUUUGACAUGCAUCAAUGUAUCCAUGUAACUUGAAUCCACAAUGUUAAUAAAAUGUUACAGUGGAACGUGUA